Messenger RNA from Rana temporaria (common frog), 2245 nucleotides. RefSeq names its product kinesin family member C1 (gene KIFC1). The coding region runs from base 125 to 2050 and encodes 641 amino acids. The record is from RefSeq and is a predicted model, not a curated record. Gene Ontology annotation, biological process: microtubule-based movement. The transcript has 17 exons. Lineage: Eukaryota; Metazoa; Chordata; Amphibia; Anura; Ranidae. Gene Ontology annotation, molecular function: ATP binding; microtubule binding; microtubule motor activity.
GGGCUGCGCGUUGAUUGGCGGAGGCGCUAGGCGGGACUUUUGUCCGUGUUAGCCACCGCCUUGUUUAAAUUUGAACUCAGGGACGGGUGACCGGUUGACGAAUCGGAGCGGAAGGGGAUUCCAUAUGGAGACUUCAUUGCCAAAGAAGCAACCGCCAUCCCUCAAGAUGUCCCGUCUUCCUGUGCCACCCAACAGGAAGAGGCAGCUGUGCGAUGAGAACCAGGAGCCGAUGUCGCGGGUAAAGCCAGACCUAGGGAAACGUCCGAGAACGUUAUCCCCAGAGGCCGGCCCGUCAAAAGUUCGGGUGGCAGCGAGCAUCGCCACCACCAGGCCCUACGUGGCUCCUGCUUUACCAAAACCUCAAGUAAUCGGUCGGCAGUCUGUUGCAGUAAUGCAUUCAAGAAACAGAGCAAACUUAUCAGCUACAGCUGCACCAGCAAUACCCAGAGUGACUGUAUCAGCACCCGCUCAGACAGCAGGCGCAAAGAAGCGUGCAGCCUGGGAUUUAAAGGGUCAGAUCAACGACAUGAGAGACCAAGUGACUUCGUACAAGGGAAAGGUGCAGUCCCUCUCUGGAGAGAACGCUCGUCUUGCGAGCACCAAUGAGCAGCUUGCGAAGCAGGUGGCGACGCUGAGUAAUUGUAACACUGAUCUCAGCCAACAGUUAAGAACCGUGGAAUCAAAGCUGGAGUCCUUGGAGAGAGAGGCUCAGCGACUGACUGGCCUUUGCCAGAGACAGGAAAAGGAGCUGGCUAAUGAAAAACAUGCUGUACAAGAGUUACAGGAGACCAGUCAUAAUAUUACAGAACAGCUAAAUCAUAAGGAGCAAAAACUGAUUUGUUUGGAGGGAGAACACUCCACACUGAAAGCACUUGCUACUGAUCAGAGUGCACAGAUCUCUUCCCUGACGCGCACCGUGGAAGAGCGGGAUACACAAGUGUAUGCAUUGGAGACUGAGCGGAGGAGGUUGCAUAACACCGUCCAGGAGCUUAAGGGCAACAUACGUGUAUUUUGCCGCGUCAGGCCCAUCCUCCCUUCGGAGAAGGCCCUUCCUGCUGGAAACAUAACCUUCUGUCCUAAUGAUGAGAAAGCCAUUGUUUUAACAAAGGUGGAGGAGUCCCACAUUGGCAGAGACAGGUCCCAAUCUGUGAAAUAUGACUUUAACUUUGACUGCGUUUUCCCACCGACCACCGGCCAGGCACCUGUGUUCGAGGAGAUUUCAUUGCUGGUCCAGUCCGCUCUUGACGGGUACCAGGUGUGCAUAUUUGCAUAUGGACAGACUGGCAGCGGGAAAACGUACACCAUGGAGGGGCCAGAUGACCUCUCUGCGGAGACCAUGGGGGUGAUCCCUCGGGCCAUUCAGCAGAUUUUCAGCAGUGCAGAGGAGCUGAAGAAAAAGGGGUGGCAGUACAAGUUCACAGCCAGUUUUCUCGAAAUCUAUAAUGAGACCAUCAAGGAUCUGCUGGUGAACCGGCCCGACAAGAAGCAUGAAUACGAGAUCCGCAAAGUAAAUAUCACCAGCAAUGAAGUCUACGUCACCAACCUGCACUAUGUGGAGGUCUCCAGUGUAGAGGAGGUGCACGACCUUCUCCAUGCAGCUAAAACCCAUCGCGCCGUGGCAAAAACGGCACUCAACGACCGGUCAUCUCGUAGCCACAGUGUGUUUCAGCUGAAAAUUGAGGGCGAGAACAAGCUAAGAGAUGUCCAUACAUCGUCUGUCCUAAGCCUGAUUGAUCUUGCCGGGAGCGAACGCUUGGACCGGUCGCUAUCAACUGGUGAUCGGUUAAAGGAAACACAAAGCAUCAAUACUUCACUGUCUGCUCUGGGGAUGGUUAUCGCCUCGCUGUGCAACAAAGAGUCUCAUAUACCCUAUAGAAACAGCAAGCUGACUUAUCUCCUACAGAACAGUUUGGGAGGAAACUCAAAAGUGUUGAUGUUUGUGAACAUUUCUGCUUUAGAUGAAAACUUUGCAGAAUCUUUGAACUCAUUACGAUUUGCCAGCAAGGUCAACGAAUGUGUAAUAGGCACAGCACGGGCAAACAGAAAAUAAGUGACUCGUCUUCUCCACAGUACACAAACCUUUCUAUCUUAAACAGUAAUGCUGUGGUUUUUGGACAUUGUGUUGCCCUUGUUGAAUGAGCCCAACAGUAUUUCAUUACACAGAUGUCAAUAUAUAUAGUGUAUAUGUAUUUGCUGGCAUAUAAGACUACCUUUUAUACUUCAAAAAACUGGCCAAAAAGCAGGG